Molecule: messenger RNA, 806 nt
Organism: Bombyx mandarina (wild silkworm)
Lineage: Eukaryota; Metazoa; Arthropoda; Insecta; Lepidoptera; Bombycidae
Source: RefSeq, a predicted model, not a curated record
CGUUUGGAAAACACAUCGUAUAAAUAGAUCGACUACGCGAGUCCUGCGGCAGUUGUCAAAAUGGGACACGGUGGAGUGGUGGUGAGCUUCUUGGCGCUGGCGGCUGUGGCGUCAGCGUCUAUUGGUGAUGGUGAUAACUCCUUGGAUGGAGGCGAGCGAGUAGUUCUCGUAGCGCCCGUACUGGCGCCCCCGAGGGAUUCUAGAACUCAUGUAACGGACCGAGCGAGACAGUUCCCCAUACUAGUGCUCCUGGCUCAACCACAAAUUUCAGACCACCGUCCUGAACCCUCAGCCAAAUCUUUGAAGGGACAUCUUGAACCUAUUUACGUGCAGAAACUUGAAGACCAAGCGAAUAACAAGGGAACUCUCAACAGGCAGAAGCGGACUUUGUUCUUUGGACUCAAAGGUUACAGAAAAGGCCACCACGGAUACGACAGGGGCGGUGGAUAUGGCGGGGGCGGUGGAUAUGGCGGGGGCGGUGGUUAUGGCGGGGGCGGUGGUUAUNGACACGGCGGCGGAUACGGCGGUAAUCAAGGCAAUUAUGGAUACCCUACAGGGUGUGGGGGCGGUUGCGGUGGCGGACAAGGUUCCGCUAUAGCCAUUGCUACUGCCAACGGGUAAAAACGUUAACUUGGCCAGAUCUAAGUGACAGUUUCCUGUGACUUUGCGAAUUAUUAUUGGAAUCGGUAAUCGGACGUUCAACGCUAUACGCCAAAAUAGGUUUAAAUGUUAUUUUUCCAAAUUUAUAACUAACUACUACAUAAUAUAAAGUUAGGGCAGUAAAAUAUGUAUGUAUUACCAAAAAU